This is a messenger RNA of Mercurialis annua (annual mercury), 1321 nucleotides long. RefSeq names its product transcription factor-like protein DPB. Gene Ontology annotation, biological process: regulation of transcription by RNA polymerase II; regulation of cell cycle. The record is from RefSeq and is a predicted model, not a curated record. Gene Ontology annotation, molecular function: DNA-binding transcription factor activity, RNA polymerase II-specific; RNA polymerase II transcription regulatory region sequence-specific DNA binding. The transcript has 10 exons. NCBI's taxonomy places the organism in Eukaryota, Viridiplantae, Streptophyta, Magnoliopsida, Malpighiales, Euphorbiaceae. Gene Ontology annotation, cellular component: transcription regulator complex; nucleus. Bases 137 to 958 code for a protein of 273 amino acids.
UUGGUUAUGGAACAACCCUUUUCCCUCCUUUUUUUUCUAUCUCAACUGCAUAAGAAAUUUAGGGUUUACAAUUUCGAAAACCUUAAUAUCAGAUGCAUAAGUUCAAAUAAUAUUAACAAGAACAGAUUGGAGACAAAUGUGGAAGCAGGAAAGUAAAGAAGAACAUAUACUCUCACUAAAUAGCGAUCAAUAUUUUGCGAAUGGGACUGUGAGGGAUGAUCAAUUCAAGUCCAAACAACACAAGAAACGUGGCAAGAAGAAAAACGGAGGUCAACAGGCAACUGGAGCUGAUAAUAGUGGUCGAGGACUCCGUCAAUUUAGCAUGAAAGUGUUUGAGAAAGUGGAAAGUAAAGGAACAACCACUUACAAUGAGGUGGCAGAUGAACUGGUAGCAGAGUUUGCUGACCCUGGCAACGGCAUUUCAUCUUCGGAUCAGCAGCAACAGUUUGAUGAGAAAAGCAUACGGCGAAGGGUAUAUGAUGCUGUGAAUGUAUUUACGGCAUUAAAUAUCAUAUCUAAGAGUAAGAAGGAAAUACAAUGGGAAGGCUUUCCACAAACAAGUUUGAGUGACAUAGAAGAAUUAAAGGGUGAGUGUCUUGGAUUGGGGAAUAGAAUUGAGAGAAAAGCUGCCUAUUUGCAAGAACUAGAGGAACAACACGUAGGUCUUCAGAACCUAAUACAAAGAAAUGAGCUACUUUACAACUCAGAGAUUGCUCCUAGUGGGGGAGUGUCCUUACCUUUUAUUCUGGUGCAGCUACGCCCUCAUGCAACUGUUGAAGUGGAAAUAUCAGAAGAUAUGCAGAUGGUUCAUUUCGAUUUUGAUAGCACCCCUUUUGAGCUGCACGAUGAUAAUUAUGUUCUCAAGGCAAUGAAAUCGCGUGAGAGACGAGAGAGUGACGGCGCAGCACCUAAUAUAACUACCGAUGGAGGUGAAGCUUCUAGCAUGCCCCAUGAGUAGGCUGCCAAUCUCACCACCUUAUCAGCUGUAUGUAAAUUGUGCAAAGUAGCUUGUUGAUUUACCCGCCUUCUGAAGGAAUUUAGGUAACUAGGAGGUCAGUCCCUUAUCGCUUAGCGACUUUUUUUUUUUUUUGAUGAAUAUCGCUUAGCGACUUAUGUCAAAUAUUUUAGUCCCGUCGGAUUCUCAGGUUUAGAUCCUCAAUUAGCUUUUGUAAGUGUUUAAUCAUUAGUAGUGUGCCUUUUAAUUAUAGUAAGAAAGUGUAGUAAGUCCACAUUAGGCUUCAAGGGGACUGUGUAGCUGCACACAGAAGCAUUGAUUAAAUCAACAUCUGAUUUCUUGAUUUGCAAAGUUACAUUUAUGUCA